AUGACACAUGGCCAUGCGUGCAAGCGCAUUAAAUGCGCUGCAAGUACCUUAAAUGCACCCUUUGAGGCCAAGGAGCCUGAGUCAACUCAAACAGAAGAGUCUAGAGUUUUAGAGUUUGCUAACUUUGUAGUUGUAAGAUAUGAGGCUGAGGAUUUUGGUAAGGUCAAGGAGAUUGACAUGGCUAAAGAGCUUGAUAAAACUAAGGAGCCUGACAAGGAUGACGAAUCUAGUAAGCUUGAAGAGCCUAGUAAGAUCGAGGAGCCUGAUAAGGCCGAGGAGCCUAACACAACUAAAGAGACUGAUAAGGCUGAAGAGAUUGGACUGCUUGUUACCUAG
This is a messenger RNA of Ilex paraguariensis (yerba mate), 336 nucleotides long. NCBI's taxonomy places the organism in Eukaryota, Viridiplantae, Streptophyta, Magnoliopsida, Aquifoliales, Aquifoliaceae. The record is from the annotation of a GenBank genome assembly.